AUGGCCCUCUGCGUCGUGCCCAUUCUUUUUUUGUUGGUCUUCCCCACUGUAGCUCAGGAUUCACCGCCGUGGGUGGCCAGGGAUGAGAUUCGGUCUCUGCUCGAGUUCAGGAAGGGCAUCUGGGAGGAUCCCUCCGGUCUGGUGCUCGCCUCGUGGAAUCAUGCGUCGGCAAUGGCGGCCGGAGCUGCCCCAGCACGUUUUACGGUAUCGCCUGUGACGGGAAUGGCGCCGUGGUUGCUCUCACCCUGGACGGCCUCGGCAUCUCUGGCGAUCUCAAGCUUUCGACCCUGGCAGGGAUGAAGUCGCUACGCAGCAUUAGCCUCUCGGGCAAUAAGUUCACCGGAAGGCUUGUCCCCGCCAUCGGAUAUCUGACGUCUCUGCAGCAUUUGGAUCUGUCGGGAAACCAGUUCUACGGCCCCGUUCCUCGGAGGAUCACAGAUCUUCAGGACCUAGUCCACCUCAAUUUGUCAUUUAAUGGCUUCAAGGGUGGGCUCCCGGACGGGUUUCAGAACCUUCAUCAGCUGAGAGUGCUGGACCUGCAUUCUAAUGGCCUUUGGGCAGACGCCUCUGCCGUGAUGUCGGAACUUAGGAAUGUGGAGCACCUUGAUCUGAGUGAUAAUGCAUUCUAUGGGCGUUUACCGAUGAACUCCUCAAAUCUCUUGUCCUUGGCAGACACUGCAAAAUUCAUCAAUUUGAGUUACAACGAGCUCAGUGGGGGCUUCUUCACGGGUGAUUCACUGGCCCUGUUCAGGAACCUGGAAAUUCUUGAUGUCAGUGACAACCGGCUCAGUGGCGAACUCCUAUCAUUCGGCUUACCUCCAAAUUUGAGGGUUUUGCGAGCUCGAAAGAAUCAACUUCAUGGAUCCCUGCCAGAGGAGCUCCUUGAGAGCUCGUUGGCCCUGGUGGAACUUGACCUCAGUGGUAAUGGAUUUACUGGUAAGUGAUAUCAGUGAUCGUCUCUGUUUCACCUGAUCUCAAUUCUUGACUGGGCACAUCACUUUUUGAAUUUGGGAUUGGAGGUUUCCUGUAGUUUUCGAUUCGCGGCUAUAACUUUAAGACUUUCAGUGGAAUCGAUGAAAGUUCUCUGGUUUUCCCUAACAUGCUUUAGGUGUGUUCGUUCUUUGGUUUUUUAUGCAGGUUCGAUUUUCAGCAUCAACUCUACUUCUUUGAAGAUCUUGAAUCUUUCGUCAAAUUCAUUCUCAGGUCCAUUGCCCUCAAGUAUUGGAAGUUGCAGUACUGUGGACUUGAGUCAAAACAUAAUUUCUGGCGAUCUAUCUUAUAUUUCCCAAUGGGGCGCUAUGCUAGAGCAUAUUGACCUGAGUUCAAAUAGGUUGUCCGGAAGUUUACCAGUUUUUUCGCAGUUUCAAGUCUUAACUUCCAUCAAGAUAAGAAAUAACUCUCUGGUUGGUAAUCUUCCCUCGAUGUUAGGAAGCUACCCCAAGGUGUCCGUUAUUGACCUCAGUGUGAAUAAACUGACAGGGCCCCUCUUGCCUAACCUUUUUACGUCGUUGACCUUGACCUUUUUGAACCUGUCAGAUAAUCAUUUCUCAGGAACUAUCCCACUACAAACUCAUAAUUCCACUGAAUCUCCCAUUCUACCUUUUACUUCACUUAUGCAGUUCCUUGAUUUGUCUUACAACUCUUUGUCUGGUCAACUACCUCCUGAAAUAGUUGAGAUGCAAAAGCUGAAAUUGCUUGAUCUUCAAAAAAAUUCUUUAACCGGAGAGAUACCACAGGAAAUUGGCGAGCUUGAUAGCUUGGAAGUUCUCGACCUGUCCAUGAAUCACUUUAAGGGAAAUAUUCCCAAUAUGCUUCAGGUCAGUCUGAAGACAUUCAACGUCUCCUACAAUGAUCUUUCCGGUCUCAUUCCUGAAAAACUGAAAAGAUUUCGUGAAGACUCCUUUUUUCCUGGGAAUUCCUUUCUGCUGUUUCCGGAUGGUCUGUCCACAGAAAAUGGUGGGUCUGGAUUGAUUAACAAUGAAGCAGAAGGUCAUUUGAAAUCUAGAAUUCGGGUAAUAACCAUUGUCUUAGCUGUUGGAGCUGUUGCAUUGAUUUUGGUUAUAUCCAUGGCCAUUUAUAAGAUAAGGACCCAGUCAUCAUCCCGUGAAGGAAACGAAUCCCGACAGAAUGCUUGUGGCGGAGAUGUAACACUGGGAAGAUUUAUCCCUCGUAAGAUUUUUGGGUCUCAUCGGUACAAUACUGUAACAGAGACAGCUAAUUUAUGUGGCUCUGAUUUGAGGAAAGUCAGUGUGGAGGCCCCAAACCAUUCUGCUCAGAGAAGUUGUGAUGUGCCUGGUGGACUUGUGCCAUCGCAUGCUUCAACAUCUUCACCUCGCUCUAUUGAUACACACCUCGCUGACCGAUGUGGAGUUCUAGACAUUGAUUCACCAGAUCAGCUUGCUGGAGAGUUGUUCUUCUUGGACGAUUCCCUGGUGUUUUCUGUUGAAGAUUUAUCUCAAUCCCCUUCAGAAUCCCUGGGUAGGAGUAGCUACGGAAUCUCCUACAAAGCAACACUAGAUUGUGGCCAUACGUUGACUGUGAAGUUGUUAAGAGCACAUCUGGUGAGGCACAGAAAGGAGUUUGCUAAAGAGGUGAAAAGAAUUGGGUCUAUUCAACAUCCAAACAUCAUUCCAAUCAGGGCCUACUACUGGGGACCAAGGGAGCAAGAAAGGCUGAUUCUGUCCGAUUAUGUCCAUGGAGAUAGUUUGGCGCACCAUCUUCAUGGUAAGAGUUUUUUUUUCCUGAAGAUCUGUUAUUAUGUACCGUCUUAGUAAUUUCUUGCUAGAUUAUUCCACUUGCCACACAUUCUUCUUCAGCUAUGAUGAAAUGGUUUCAAAUGGUAUGAUUUGGUGGUCUCCGUGUUUGGGAAAAAGUAUACUGACUAAUGCUUUGCCGUUUACGAGAGUUAGUUGAUUGAUGCAUUCUUCAGUGUAUCUUGUGCUUCUGCAGGCUCUUGGCACCCUUAAUUUUUGACUGUAUUUCCUUGGUGAAAUAAAUAAGCACAAACAUAAUAUAUGCUCCCUUUGAACAUAAAAUAUUGCCGCCUUGCCUUAUUAUAACUAUUAAUAUACUCGUUUUUGGUGACAUUGGUGUUGCAACAUUAUACUUUUGGAAGCUACGAAAAUUGACAAAAAAUUCGUCUGCAUCUGAGAUGUGGUACUUGUUUCUGAUGGUAAUCUUGUUCAGCAUCCUGUAAUCCACGCGCAAUCUUAGUGAGUCAUACUUCUUCAGUUGUGACUAGACUCUCUCUCUCUCUCUCUCUUUCUCUCUCAUAAACAUAGUGGAUAAGAUACAUAGUACAGUAUCUCUCUCCUAUUUACUUUUUUUGCUCGAACAUUUUGUUUUACUAUUUGAAAAGUAUUGUCUUUCUAUUUAUGUUUGGACGCUGUCUGAUGUUGGAAUCUUAUGGAAACGCUCCUCCCUGGCUUAUCCGCAGAGAGCUCGCCAAGACGGCGGCAUCCCCAUCUUUCCUUCCAUCAGAGGCUGAGGAUCGCCGCCGACAUCGCCCGGGCCCUGCGCCACCUUCACUGCGUCGGCGGCCUCCCCCACGGCAACCUCAAGCCCUCCAACAUCUUCCUCACGGGGCCCGACCUCACGGCCAGGCUGACUGGGCAGUGCUUGCACCGCCUGAUGGUGCCGGAAGGCGCGGCGGAGCAGAUGCUCACCCUGGCAGCGCUCGGGUACGCUGCCGGCCCCGGCAGUGCACCGUCGUUUGAGGCCGACGUCUACGCGUUCGGCGUGGUGGUGAUGGAGCUGCUGACGGGGAGGAGCGCUGGGGAGAUCAUCACCGGGUGGUGUGGGGUGUUCGAUCUCCCAGAGUGGGUGCAGAUGUUCGCCAGGGAGGGUCGGGAGUUGGAGUGCCUCGAUGUCAGCCCCGGUGACUACGAGGAAGCCCGGGGGGCCAUGGAGGAGCUGCUGGCGGUGGCCCUGCGGUGCGUCUCGCCGGAGGGAGAGGGAGAGCGGCCCGAUGGAAGGGCCGUCUUUGCAGAGGUCUGCUCCAUAGCGAUCUGA
Messenger RNA from Spirodela intermedia, 4011 nucleotides. NCBI's taxonomy places the organism in Eukaryota, Viridiplantae, Streptophyta, Magnoliopsida, Alismatales, Araceae. The record is from the annotation of a GenBank genome assembly.